Molecule: messenger RNA, 885 nt
Organism: Effrenium voratum
Lineage: Eukaryota; Dinophyceae; Suessiales; Symbiodiniaceae
Source: the annotation of a GenBank genome assembly
CUUGGCCCCCAACUUGUCUGCGCGACGCGUGGAGUGCGUCAUUCGUCAUGGCACGUGGCAAAAGCGGCGGUUUGGCGCUUUUGGUUUGCCUCGCGCUGCAGGGCGUGUCUUUCUUAAGCUCGAGAGCUAAGCUCUGCUCGCGCCCAAGGCCGGUGCUGCGCUCCAGGGUGAGCCGGAUUCCUCGCUUCGCAGAAGGAGGGGGCGGCGCUGCCCCUGACGCGGAGGCAGAGGCGCCGAUCACGCCGCUCUUCCAGGAGCUGAACGUGACUGCGUCCACAGAUGCCAAGAAGCUCAUGGGGGCGAUGGUGGCCAUCUUUAACAACGGCGACCGGGCGGUGGACCUGGUUCUCAAGAGCCCGUCCAACCGGAGCACCUUGAUGUACGCCAUCGCCGAUCUCCCUUCGAAUUUCCGCCCCGCUGCUCAGGUCCUCCUGCGCCGCAGGGACCGGAAUAUGAGGCUGCGGGUGUUGCAGCACUUCCGGCCAGCACAGGACCAACAGCCCGAGGCGAUGCGCAUCUCCAAGCAGACCAACUCCUCGAAGCUGGGCAGUGCCAUCAUGAGCAAGUUCGUGGACGUGGCCGGCAACAACUUGCAGCGCUCCGUCCUGCUGGAGUUCCAGGGCGCGCAAACUGCGUCCAUCGCCUUGGAUGCCAUCGAGAAGGCUCAACACAAGGCGCACCGAGAGUUUACCUUUAUGCCUCGCAAGGUCUACUCACCUCAGGAGGGUGGAUCAGAUGACACCCCCGUGCGAGGCGGCGUGCAGAUGAAUGUGGUCGUGGUGGCCACGUGACAAAAUGCCGAUCUCGAGGGCGGCCAGGCGGCUGGCGGCCGGUGCUGAGCUCCUCUAUUUUCACAUUCGGAAUGCCUGGCGCAGAUGCAAUUGG